AUGCUGUGUCAAGUUACGGAAAGAACUGCACAUGCUCCACCAAGCAAAGAACUGCACAUGCGCCACCAAGCAAAGAACUGCACAUGCGCCACCAAGCAAAGAACUGCACAUGCGCCACCAAGCAAAGAACUGCACAUGGUCCACGAAGCAAAGAACUGCACAUGCGCCACCAAGCAAAGAACUGCACAUGCGCCACCAAGCAAAGAACUGCACAUGGUCCACGAAGCAAAGAACUGCACAUGCGCCACCAAGCAAAGAACUGCACAUGCGCCACCAAGCAAAGAACUGCACAUGCGCCACCAAGCAAAGAACUGCACAUGGUCCACGAAGCAAAGAACUGCACAUGCGCCACCAAGCAAAGAACUGCACAUGGUCCACGAAGCAAAGAACUGCACAUGCGCCACCAAGCAAAGAACUGCACAUGCGCCACCAAGCAAAGAACUGCACAUGGUCCACGAAGCAAAGAACUGCACAUGCUCCACCAAGCAAAGAACUGCACAUGCUCCACCGAGCAAAGAACACAAAGCAGCUCCUCGCGGUUCACCGGGUGUACCUGUGUGUUUCUGUAUUUCAGUUCAGUGUUCCGGAUACGGUGGCCGGUCCAUGGUUGCCGCCGCUUUAACACAAUCAUGA
This is a messenger RNA of Procambarus clarkii (red swamp crayfish), 633 nucleotides long. Lineage: Eukaryota; Metazoa; Arthropoda; Malacostraca; Decapoda; Cambaridae. The record is from RefSeq and is a predicted model, not a curated record.